CGGCAGGAGAGGAACAAGACGAACAAGACGAACAAGACGAACAGGUAAAUAUCGGUAUUGGCAGAAGCAUCCUCUAGUACAGAAGGGCUCAACUUAUCUCCUACUACUUUCUCUUCCCUAACCAGCUAUUCCGAUACACCAAUAACCAACAUUUACAAUUUCAAACCAACGACGAGGGGCAAUGAACACUACCGCCAUCGCGCUCUCCAUAUAUAUAUAGACCCAUAGUUGCUCGUGAGCCAUUCGCACAAAUCCCCAGGCCUUGUGGCUAGUUUCCUCUCAAUGGAGUCCCUCAAAGCAGUGUUUUUCGGCCCCGACCCCGCCGCCCAGAUGAGAAAAUGCAACAGUCUCAUCCGCGCCAACGCCCGCAAGCUGGAUCGGGACAUUGCCCAACUUAAAGCCCUCGAAAUCAAAACGAAACAAUAUAUUGUCGCCGCCUCGCGACGGGCAGAACGCAACCCAUCCCAGGCCGCGCAGGCCGCCAAGGAGUCCCGCAUAUUCGCCCGCGAGAUGAUCCGCAUCCGGAAACAGAGCAGCCGGCUGACAACGAGUAAGGCACAGCUAGAGAGCGUGAAAAUGCAGGUCAACGAAGCGUUCUCUGUGCGGAAGAUUGAGGGGAGUCUCAGGGCUUCGACGGGGAUCAUGAAGAAUGUCAAUCAUCUCGUGCGGUUACCGGAGCUUGCAGGCACUAUGCAACAGUUGAGCAUGGAACUGGUCAAGGCUGGUAUAAUCGAAGAACUCGUCGACGACAUGAUCCCGCAAGAACAGUUAUUAGAAGGCGAAGAGGAAGAGGCAGAUUCUGAAGUUGACAAGGUCCUUCAAGAAAUUCUACAGGGCAAACUGGCGAAAGUGGAAGGGCUCAAGCCGGAAAACCAGGUAGAAGAGGAGCCGGUGGAGGAAGAAUUCGAGGACCAGGAAGAGACGCUUGCUCAGAUGAGAGGGCGACUGGAGGCGUUAAAGAGUUGAGACGGAUAUUACCUUAUAUACUUUGACUUGAUCGUUUCCCGAUUAUUUAUUUGAGCAUGUCGCAGUGAGAGUAUGAUUAUAGCUUUCCCCUGGGCGUUUUGGCUGGCGGUUAUUUACUACUCUGGUAUAAUUAUAACGGCAUAGAUGACAGUUAUGACUCAGAUGUUUCAAUGUUGAUAUUCCCACUGGUAUAUUUAUGUUGAUACGCCUUAUCCAUACUUUACACCCAUCCGCUUGAAUUCUACGCUGAAGGGUAUCGUAUCGCAGACUCAUUUUUAUGUCCGCGCUACCUUCGGAUUAGGAGUUGUUCCGAUGCCCUAAGCCCUAGUCGCUACAUCCUCGCACUGCGGUGCAGAUUAUGUACAUACAUACAUACUGUGCGUACAUGCUUCACCAUGGCCGGUUCAACCAUACGGCCUCUUAGUCCCUGUGGCUGUGAAGUCCACCAGGUUCUUCAACUGCAUGGCCUGUUUGAUCUCAUGGCUGUCAAGUCCACAGAUCUACAUUCUUUGAGUCUUACAAAAGUGAAUGCUUAGAAAGCCUAACCGAAAAGUUUUACAUAGAAUUGUCAUCUAUUUAGUUCCAGGCUCUACAGGCAUCAUCUUGAGAAAGGACCUUCCAAUCUGCAGCUUUCUACCGGCAAAACAAGAGAGCCAAGUCGGCCAGCCAUGGUGGAGUUAUGGAGUCCCCGAGGGGUCGCCCGUCUACCGUCUUUCAUUCUAGUCGCUUGUCUUUCAGCUUUCUUCCAGCCUUGGCGUCUUGGAGAGAUUUUCGUGACAUUUCACUGGGGGCCUUAAGCCAUGGAAUUCAGGCUGAUGAUAAUGAAAAGCACUUCUCCUUCCCUCAAUUAAUCAUAUUUGCAUCACAUGAUCUAAUAGCACCACCAAUAACUGCCGGUCCCCUUCACCAGUUGUUGAAAGUGUCCUUCUGGGUAGGAAAUGGAAGGGCAAAAAAAGGCCCAAAUGCAUACCGCGAGGAAAGCAUGACAGGCGUCAUCAGACAGCGUAAAGCGAGGCAGAUAACUUACCUAUGGAGGCGGUCGUCGGAGCAUUGAAAUCUCACUGGGAGGGCAACGGUUUCAGUCAGCGCUCCGGCUGCAUCCCAGAGGAUUAGACGUUGACUGAUAGAGGACGCGCAGGCGGCGUAGACGAUGCGCCCAACGCCCCAGUUGUACUCUCAUCGAUACCCCGGAUUAACCUCCCGUGCAACUGCGGAAGCGUGACCUCGAAGAAAGGCGGACGAAAGACUUACUGAAUAAAUUAGCAAUGAAAUUGUCAUAGCGCAGGGCAUGGUUGGCAGCUAGAGACACCCCGGAAUAAUGUAGGUUUGACCUGCAACCAGACCUCAACUAUCACCCAUUCAGGGGCUAGGCCACUGCAUCGAGCCAAGGCUUAGCAAGUAAAUCCAUCGUUGUCUUCCUCUCUUUCGGAUCAAUCUUCAUGAGCGAUCUUAAGAACAUAAUAAAUAUCUUUUUGUUUUCCCCAUUCAAUUCCCCGAGAAAUGCCUCCGAUUCCAGCCCCGGACGGUUGAGUGGAGGCAAAUUUUUUAUCCUUUCCUCACUGUCAAAGUAUCCUUGGACAAGCUCUUGGUCACCUUUUUGCAGAAAUGAUCUUGGAAAUGGCCCAAAUAAAUCCACAAUUUCAUGGAGGUGGAACCGAACCUUGUAAUAACCAUAUGGUGGACCUCUCCUACUAAACAUGUGUACAGCGCGGAACACUUCCAAACAACAGCUCCUAAAUUCCAGAGAUCGGCAGCUGGGCCCCAGGGAGCUCUGAUGAGUACUUCUGGAGCUCAAAGAGCUACAGGCUGAAUUAGCUCGGAAAGGUGAGAAUCAGUCCAACUAGCGACACCCCAGUCACCCAAUGCAAUAUUAAACUUCAUGAGAUUUGCUCCCUUCCGGAAGUAAUCCCACUUAAGAGGCUGAGACCGGAUGGUUGAGGGAUCAGUUGACGUGUCAAAGUCUGCCAGAUCAGCAGGGUUAUUUGGCAGGUAUAGUUCUGAAAUUAGCGAAUAAUCCUGGAUCUGGAAGAAAAAUGUUAUCAGGUUUGAUGUCUGGGUGAAGUGGUUAGCAGGUGGGUAGAUAAUAAUAGUAGAAGGCAAAUGGAAGAUUUACCAGUGUGAAUGACACCACAAUCAUGAGCAUAAUCCAGCACCAGGAGGAGCUGGAUAGUGAAAGGCCGCAUAAUGUUGUUGGGAAUCAUUUGGUCUUCAAACCAGGUUUCAAAGCUCCGGAGCAUCUCGCCCAUAACCGGGAAGACAAGUCAGAUAUGGUAUCCAUUUGGACCUAUGUGUCCUUUUCACCCCCAUAACACUCCGCACUCAAAACUUUUAAUCCCCUAAGAUUUCCUCUGAAUAUGGCUGUUAUUUACUGUAUGCUUGCUGGCUGGAUGGAGGGAACCGAUCUUGUACUUUGAACAAGCCACACCGUU
This is a messenger RNA of Blastomyces gilchristii SLH14081, 3395 nucleotides long. RefSeq names its product vacuolar protein sorting protein 24. The record is from RefSeq and is a predicted model, not a curated record. Gene Ontology annotation, biological process: late endosome to vacuole transport; endosome transport via multivesicular body sorting pathway; protein transport. Gene Ontology annotation, cellular component: ESCRT III complex; multivesicular body. The transcript is spliced from 4 exons. Lineage: Eukaryota; Fungi; Ascomycota; Eurotiomycetes; Onygenales; Ajellomycetaceae. The coding region runs from base 283 to 966 and encodes 227 amino acids.